AGGUUUAUGUCCCUUGCAGCGGGGCAGAACAUGCAGCAUGGGGACAUGGGGGUCUCAGUGGGAGGGCAAGAAAAAUGGUUGUGGGUUCAGGUCAGCGUUGGUGAGGGCUUUGCUCCGGGUUGCACACUGUCGGGAAGCAGGGUGACUCUGUGAUUGGGUGCCUGUCUCAGUCUCCUGAAGCUGCCCGAACAAACGACCACAAUCUUGGUGGUUUAAAACAACAGGAAGUCGAUUUCUCACAGUUCUGGAGAGCAGAAACCCACAACCAAGGUGUGAGCAGAGCCACACACCCUCUUAAGGCUCCAGGGAAGAGACUGUUUCAGUCUUUCUCUGAGCUUCUGGUAUUGCUGCCAGUCCUUGGCUGUGGCCACAUCCCUGCAAUCUCUGCCUCCCUCUUCACGUGGCCUCCUCCCGUGUGCCUCGGUGUCUUUCCUCCUCUUCUCAUAAGGACACCAGUCACUGGGUUUGGGCCCACCCUAUCCAGUAUGACCUCAUUUUACGGAACUACAUCUGCAAAGACCCUAUUUUCAAAUAAGGUCACGUGCUGAGGUUCGGGUGAAUGUGACAGACCCAGUCCUCCUAGCAGCAGCCUGCUAAGGAGACAUGACAUUUGACAGCUGAUGAAGUGGGGUCUCCAGUGGUUGAGUCGCCCAACCAAGGUGUCUUCUGUCACCCAUCCAAGGUAGUCAUCGCGACUGAGAUGGGCUUAGUGGCCCCUCCCCAGGUGACGCCCAAAUCCCUGCCCAAGCCUCGCAGCUCAGCCCCAACUCUGCUGUCCUGGGGCAGCUUGUGCCCUAUGUCCUAACGCAUUCCAACCCGGUGGCUGCAUCAGCCCAAUCAGUGGCCCCAUCGCUAACCUCAGGGCCUUUUCAUCUCCUCCUCCAGGAACCCUCCAUGCUACACAGCAAGAUGGUUCUGUGCCAUUCUCCCCACACUUCAUACCUCCAACUCCCCCCACCAUGGGUGCUCUUUGGGUUCCCUGUGGGCAAGCUGCUUUGGCAAUGAUUCUGGGGUGAAACUGGGGGUGGGGGGCGGGGCCCAAUUAGGAGGAUCUGUGCACACAGGUGCCUCUGUUGACACAGCAGCUUUGAACACAGUCCUGGGUUGGAAGCUGAGCAGCCACCCAGCCUCUGGGGCUGGACUUCCUGGGGUGGGAGGAUGCCCAGAUGUUGCUGAGUUCAGAACACCUUCAGCCUGCCACCCUUGCUCUAAUGUCUCCAGAGUUCCUGGGAGCGCAGAAUUGGUCCCGAGUCUGGUGUUUCUGAUGGCAGGAGGCAGGCACAAGAGAGCGACCCUCCAGAGGCAAAGAUGCUGAGCUGGGGAGGCAGCAUAUUAAGAGUUCACAGGAUGGCCUCAUGACCUGAUUUUGUCACCAAGUCCGCCCCUCCCCCCAUCUCCACAGAGUCUGUGAUGGUGCCUGGGUACCCCUAUGUGGUCUUCAGACAGGAUGGCUUAGCAGAGCCAGGGCCAGUUUGCCUUGAGGGCAGAAGGCUCCAGCAGCUUCCUUUCUUUUCUUUGUUUUUUUAAGCAGCUUCCGUAUGAAGCCAACUGGGUAACCAGGUAGAUCGGGGAGCCCCGGGGGACAGUCUGAAAGGCUCCCUCCCAGCUUGACUCCUGAAGAUGGACGGGAGCGCACCGCAGCCUCAGUCCACGAGUGCGAGGACGUGCACACCGGCCAGCAGAGGGAGAUGUGUCCGGCAAGACAGCUUCCCCGUGGGAGCCGUAGGUGUGCCCUGCUGCGUAGGGUGAGGGAUCACAGCCUUGCGGCUGAGAGGUGCGUGUAAUGCCUGUCCUGCAGAGCGGUUUGGCCAGCUCCGCGGCCUGAGUGGCUUUGGGUGCAGACGCAGCUCUUCCUACGCAGCAGAGCAACGGAAAGCGCCAGGCCGUGGGCAUGGACCUGCGGUCACACAGCAGCACAAGUCUCAGGGCGCAGGGGUGCUCCGGGGCGGGGAGAACCAGCGGGCAGGCUCUGUGCUCACAGAGCUCCGUCCUAGUGGGGAACACUAAACGAGGAGACAAGAUGCCUUCCGUGGCUGAAAGUCUCAGGAAGAGCAAACCGGGGCGUCGCAAGGCUGCGGGGAGGAGGCGUCCCGGGGCUGCUCCAGCGCUGGGUGUAGGCGGAGGGCGCCGAUCUCCGGCGAGCCCGGCCCGCUGGGGAGCCCGCUCUGAGGCCAGCUCGUCCGAGGACCACAGCCGCGCCCCGCCUGCCGGCCUCCAUCCCGGCGCUGCUACCCGGGGACCGGCCCGCUCCUUUCUCUUCGGGCCGGCGGAGAACUACAUUUCCCGGCAUGCCUCCGCGCCCCGCGGAGCCCGGGCCUGCGACGAAAGAGGCCGCCGGGAGAAUACGCGUCAUUUCCGUUGCGCUAAUGGGCCCACGUUCUGCAGUCGUGAGCGGAGACCUGGAGCGGCAUCCGGCUUCCGGUUUUGCGCGACGGAAGUGAUGGGAGCGUGGCGCGCCGCGGCCCCGAGUGCAGUGCCGGGGUCAUGUUGUGCGGUGUCCUGGGUGUGCCGGCGGCCGGGGCCGUCCGGGCGCUGAGGCUGUCGCGCUGGCCUUCCCGAAGCCUGCAUCCGCCGCCCAGGGGCCGGGCUCGGGCCCAGCCUGCGGCCGAGGGCGAAGAAGAAGACGCUAAUCGCCCUGUUCUGUUUUCCUCCAGCAAAGCCAACCCGUCCCGCUGGACGGUGGAGCAUUCCCUGGGAAGGAAGCAGCAGCGGCCCUGGUGGAAGGUGCUGCCCUUCAGCCUGUCCCUCAUGAUUUUGGUCAUUUGGUGCUUCCUCAGGCAGGAGACAGGCGCGGACCGCUUCGUCAGACAGGUGUUGGAGGAAGAGGCGCUGGAGGCUAGCGAUCGUUAGGAGGAACCUGCAACUCCGGCUGCCCACGGGGCGACAACUUAAAGGGGUGACUGCCCUUGGGCUUUGACGUCGUGUUUGACAGUUUCUAUGGUGGUUAUGCGCGUAUCCAGACUAAAGGAUUGGGAUGGCGCACCUGGCCACGCUGCCCCGCCAGAAGGACAGCAGAAUGUCAGCAGAUACGAACCGGCUCUUGCCGGAUACCUGAUGUCCAACGAAUACGUCCCAAAGACUUUUCAGAUCCAUAGAAAAGGUUUUGGUUGCAGCGUGUGGGGUAUUGGAUGUGAUUUUGUACAUUAUCAUGUUUCCAAAGCAAUUCUGGUGACGCUUGUAAUCCGGUGGACUCCAGUUUGCAGGUCAUUUGCUUUCUGAGACAGAAUGACUGCAGGAGAGUUAAACUUUCUAUUUUAUAAUGGAUUGUGGUGUGUAUGAAGUGAUGUUAGUUUUACAAACUAACAAAUUGAUAAUAAAUUUUAAUUUGCUGAUGUAGAAUUAAGCCAAUACCUUUUUAUGGCAUCCCAUUAUAAAAAGGGAAGUUUUUAGUCCUUUUUCAAUUCCUUUGUUUUUCUUUUUUUCCCCAGGAUAGGAACUGAGGAAAGAAAUGUAAAUUGUGGACUACAUUAUCAGACAAUACCAGAAACAAUGGAACUUUCUCGGCUGUCUGCAAAUGUUUAUUUUUAGCAAGGCAACAAUUUGCUGAGUAGAAUAAAACUGAUGAGUUUUUCCUUUGACACAUUACAGUAUUUUGGGUAUCUAAAUGAUAUGUUUUUCAAGUGCUGCUUAGUAGGAAACCUGCUUCAUUCUGCAUUAAAUACAAGAUGCAUAAAGGGAAGACUUUAUUUACGUAAGCUCCUAGUGGAAGGUUUUUUUCUUGGCAUAUCUAUGGUGCCGAGGUUAAUUGGAAGUUUCUUUCCCUAGGAUGUUUGAAAACCACUGGCUGUAUGGUGGUGUACUGGCUCCUCGCACGUCUUCUGCUGAAGGGUUCAGCGUUCUAAGUGUCUUGCACACCUUGGUAAAUUACGCUUGUCAGAGAGGUGCGGCCGAUACAAGUAUGUGCAUGGAGACGGAGAGACCAAAGUUUGCAAAGAUUGACCUAAUCAUAACUCACGUUACAUUGUCAGUCCCAGUGGGAGCAAAGGACUAAGACGUUUUCCCUCUGGCCUCGUGUGGUUGUGACCUGUUUGGUUGUGAACUCUUUUGUUUGAGCAACAGGCGUUCAAACUCGAACGCUUACUUUACUCUCACUAGCUCCUGCGGGGGGAAAAGUCAGAACUAAUGAGAAUUUUUGUUUUAAUUAAAAGUAAUUCAUAUGAGAAAACCAAUGUGAUUUACAUGGAUAAGUAGACACUAAAAGGCAAAAGGAAGAGAAUCAGAAACAUCGAUAAUCCCACCACCUAAAGAUGCGAGUUCCCAGAAAUGGAACAAAUCAUUUUCUGUGAAGGUCACCACCUCGCAGCCACACUUCCUUCAAGGGCCUGUCUUGCUGCAGGCGGUCAACGUUGCAGGGUGCAGUUCAGAACAAAAAACGUCUGCCGACUCCAGGGUUCCUUCCGCUUUGCUGUCAUUUGCAUUUUUUUAAUUUACGAACCAGGUUGAACUUUUUUUUUAAAAAAUGUCUUGUAGACCACAGAU
Rhinolophus ferrumequinum (greater horseshoe bat) is the source of this 4479-nucleotide messenger RNA. Its product is annotated as protein CCSMST1. Lineage: Eukaryota; Metazoa; Chordata; Mammalia; Chiroptera; Rhinolophidae. The record is from RefSeq and is a predicted model, not a curated record. The transcript is spliced from 3 exons. Bases 2485 to 2850 code for a protein of 121 amino acids.